AUAAAUGAUAACUAUGUUCAUAAAUUUGUUUAAUAUAUAUUUCUUUUAUUUUUUUAUUUACUAAUAAUCGUCGAACUAAUUAAAACUAAUUGGCAUGGCCGUGUCCAUUAUAUUUACUGGCUGUUGAACCGAUAAAACAUUGUUAAGUGUUGUAGGUCGUAUAGUAAAUUAUACUCGUUUGAACGGUAAAUGUUUAUUCCGGUUAUUUAAAUAUAAACAAGCAGAUUGUACACUGGACUUCCAGUAGACAACCACGGAAACAAAAGUUUCAUAAUCGAAAUAUGUCGGCGGGAAGACCAAUCAAGUGUGUGGUCGUUGGCGAUGGUACUGUGGGCAAAACAUGCAUGCUAAUAUCGUACACUACUGACAGUUUUCCUGGAGAAUAUGUACCUACUGUGUAAGUGUAAAUUUAAGAUCAAAUUGAAUAGGCAAUUUAUUUAUUUUUUAAUACUGUUCCAAUCAUUCAUUAUUUAGAUUUGACAAUUAUUCUGCACCCAUGGUAGUUGAUAGUAUCCCAGUUAGUCUUGGUCUUUGGGAUACAGCUGGCCAAGAGGAUUAUGACCGUCUAAGACCACUUUCCUAUCCACAGGUAAAAUAAUAAUUUUUUUUUCCCCAUAAUUUCCAGCUUUUAUUUUAAUUUAAAAGUCUUUUUUUUCUGUGCAGACGGACGUAUUUUUAGUUUGCUUUAGUGUUGCCAGUCCGUCUUCGUUUGAAAAUGUUGUUUCCAAAUGGUAUCCAGAAAUCAAACAUCAUUGUCCAGAUGCACCUAUGAUUUUAGUUGGUACAAAAAUAGAUUUAAGAGAAGACAAAGAAACAUUAAAUAUUCUGUCUGAACAAGGACUUUCGCCUAUCAAACGCGAACAGGGACAAAAGUUGGCUAAUAAAAUAAGAGCUGUGAAAUAUCUUGAAUGUUCUGCAUUGACACAAAGAGGACUUAAACUAGUGAGUUUAAAAUUAGUGGCUUUUUAAAAGAAACUAUUUUAAUUCAAAUUAUUAUCUAUUAUUUGUGAAUUCAAAAGGUAUUUGAUGAAGCUGUAAGAUCUGUUUUGCGACCAGUACCACUCAAACACCAGCAAAGGAAAUGCACUAUAGCUUAAUAGUUUGACAGACUGAAGAGAGCAGCGAUAUUCCUACCUCUGUAUAAAAUUGUAAAAGGGUUGUUAAAACACUUAAUUCUUCUUUUUUUGAUUAUUAUUAUUUUUUUUUUUUUUAAUAAUUUAUAAUCUAUUUGGCAGAAUUUAUAUAAAUUAGCUUAAAAAACGAGAUCGAAAACCGUGCCAUUUAGCCUUAUAUUAUUUUUUACCAAAGAUAUUUAAACGGUUGAUUUUAUACUUUUGAGAACAAAAAAAAUUUUCUUUUUGAUUAUUGCGCAGCAUGACUAUAAUAAACAGUACAAAAAAUUAAUAAACAGUCUUCCUCGGUUGACAAUGUAGCGCCUUUUUUUUUUAAUUUUUUAUUAAUUUUUAUUUUAUUCAUCAUUGCACUAUUAACAUUAGGCUUAAUCUAGAAUUUUUUUUCUUAUUUUUUGCUCAAAACUAAUUUUAUGUAAGAACAAAGUACAUGAAUCUCUAUUAUUUAGUUUUUACAUCUAGUCAUGCAACAUUUUUGUAAUUAAUGCAACGUAUGAAGGUAUUGGCAGCUUAGAUUAGAGGUUGUGAAAAAUUUGGCUGGCCAAAAUAUUAUUGUCAUACAUUUAUUUAAGAAAAUUGUCAUGUUUCAUAUUAUAACUAUAAAAAUUAUUAUAUAUUGAAUUUUUUUAUUUAAAUAAAUAAAUUCGUCUUAAUAAACGAGUUAUAUUUUGUGUUUUUCACUAUACACAUAUA
Messenger RNA from Cinara cedri, 1823 nucleotides. Lineage: Eukaryota; Metazoa; Arthropoda; Insecta; Hemiptera; Aphididae. The record is from the annotation of a GenBank genome assembly.